UCACUGAUGCAGACAACGGCGACCAUCUGACAUCCGACAAACACUUCUCAAUUUCUAAAAGGUACACUUAUAAACAACAAGAAACCAUGGACUUGACAAAGAAAUCAAAGAAAUCAAAGGUUCUUCCAGCACGCCAGGACUUCAAUGUGUCUGUCCAGCAGCCCGACGUGUCGUCUGCCACUCAAACUGUUCAAGAUCCUGAGUCCAGAGUGUUUUGUGAUGGAACCAAUGAAGUUGAUAAAGUCAACACUGCCACGCCAGACAAUGCAAAACUGUGUUCCAACUUUGAGCCAGUAAAUGGUCCAAUAAUACAGGACAAAGAGCAGCUGAUUGGAGAGGAUGUUAUAAUAGCUGAAGAAACCCCGUCGCUACCGGAGCAAGAACGGAGUGAUGAACUGGUAUGUGGGAAGAAAGACGUAUCUUGUGUUACCAACAUUUUACCCAGUUCAAAGAACCAUGAAGAAAUUGUCAAGGCGACGAGCUGCCAAGAAAUCCGUGCAAGAAAACACCCGAUAAGACUCACCAGGACUGGUAAAUGUGGUGUUUACAAAAACUGUUUCCAUGUAACAAAGGAGCAUGACUUCCCUUGUCACAAAGCUAAAGAAGGAAUAGUGUUUGAGCAAUGCAAACAAAAAGUUGGCCUAGUCCGAUGUAUGAUUUGUGGAAACUGGGGGACCUGCUUUCGUAUUGGCAAAUGCUACAUUCUCACGUGCUACCAUGUCAUCAGCAAAUGUACCGGUACAGACCAUCAAAUCAAAGCCUUCUUCCGUAAUCAGGGACCCAAUCAACGAGACACGUGGGAUUACAAGAUAAGAGAGAAAAACAUCGAUAAAAAAAUAGACUUUGCAAUCUGCGAACUUUACAGUGAUGGUAAAAGCUUCCCACCGGCCUUCACGAAUUUCAGAGACUCAACACAUGCCGACAGCAGUUCCGAAUGUCUUGUGUACCUAAUAUGCUUCCAAGAUGAUGCAAACCAAAUUAAACUUGAUGUGCACUAUGACACGGUCAGAUUGAACAGCAAUACAUUUGAUAGUGAUCGGUUGAACAAUCUCAAUCGGAUGGUGAAGGAAAAGUACCCCAAAUAUAUAGAGAAGCAAAGCAUUUAUUGGGAUGCAGACUCGCAUAGAUAUUAUGGGCAUGUGCCUUUGCUGUCCAAAGUCACUCACGGAGGAUCCGGCGGUGUUGGAGUCUCCUUCGAUGGAAAUGGAAACGUGGUGGUGGACUUCAUGUACAAAGCAGGAUUCCCUGGAUUCUUCGAGACAGCCUCAACAGAUGAGAAAGAGAACUUUCCGAUUUGUCUUUGCGUGGAAGUGGGUUCAAAAAUUAGGACGAUAAUGAAGAAAUCGGACAAAGAACUGUGGGAAUGUUGAUAAUAAACAGUAAAAUCGGUAUAGACAGUGUCUUUAUGACUUUAUGUCAUUAUGUAUACCAAUUAUUGUUACAAUGCUACUAUAAAUUCCUGAUAAGUUCAGACAGAAGUCUUCACAGAUGAAAAGUGCCUGUGGGAAACGGUGUUACGGACAAGGGUGUUCGCGGUUCGCUGUAGAAGCGGGAUCAUUUGUCUCGUUCGACACGAGCAGCAGAAGGCUGUCACGUGUACUCGGGUACACGGGUGGUGGAUGUUGUCAGAGUGGUCAUUUCUAGUCGCCUACUAGGGACGUACGGUUCAUUCCAAAUUUAAGGAUGUAUAGGUUUAUUCUUAAGGUGGUUGAGUAAGGUCUGUUAAAAAGAGAGUAGACGGCGGUCCAACUUUCACCUCAGAGAAAUCAGACUUGUAGGGAAAUAAUAUUUGUCCCGCUUUAGGAUACAGGUUUCCGGGGGCUAUCUCCGGUUUUCCCUGGGCGUGCAGGUUGAUUUUGAUGAUCGAGGUAUCUCUUUAUUGUCAUUUUGCGCAGUCUACGUCAGACUGCAGCGUACAUUUUUUUCAUGUCAGAUGACGACAAGCCGUUAAUUAUCAUUAUAUUUAUGAGGGUUUAUUUGUAUAUAUUUAUUUUGAUUGUGUUUUAUUUUUUGUCAUGGACUAUGUGUAAUUGUUGUUAAUAUAAAUACACUGAUUAAACGCCCACCGCCAUACGUCUUUUCGGUGAGCUAGUCGCUCAGAGGUCCGAGACAGUGAUAUUGUCUUCUGUAUAUGACUUAAUAUAUCAUUAAUAGUUUCAGACGGUAUUGGUGUCAAAAUAUAAAGAUGUUAUAUACUUACAGCUGUAGGUGUAGGCGCUAAAAUAGGCACUUUAAAGUACACGAGAGUCCACGAAAUGAGCCAAAUGAAAUCCCCAAUGAAAAUUAACCAUUUCACAUUACAUCGAAUUAUAUUGUACAAAUGAUAUGAAUAAAAACAAAAUACAUUGUAAAAUGUAAGAGAAAAAACAGAAACUAAUACUUUGUAUAUGAAUCUUAAUGCAUGUAGUCAUAAAUUUAUCUGUCUUAAUUUGAUACAUCUCAUUAACGGUGUAUACUAGUUUAUGUGUCUUAAAACUUCUAUUUUACAAAAUGUGUACGUUAAAAUAUGUGUUUUCAAUUUAAUACUUCUCAUUAACGGUGCAUACAUGUGUCUUAAAACUUCUCAAUAACAUGAUGUAUACAU
This is a messenger RNA of Mizuhopecten yessoensis (Yesso scallop), 2584 nucleotides long. RefSeq lists its product as uncharacterized. The record is from RefSeq and is a predicted model, not a curated record. Bases 87 to 1370 code for a protein of 427 amino acids. Lineage: Eukaryota; Metazoa; Mollusca; Bivalvia; Pectinida; Pectinidae. The transcript is spliced from 8 exons.